Messenger RNA from Peromyscus maniculatus bairdii (prairie deer mouse), 2908 nucleotides. RefSeq names its product lipocalin 12 (gene Lcn12). Gene Ontology annotation, molecular function: small molecule binding. The record is from RefSeq and is a predicted model, not a curated record. Lineage: Eukaryota; Metazoa; Chordata; Mammalia; Rodentia; Cricetidae.
GCUACACAGAGAAACCCUGUCUCGAAAAACAAACAAACAAAAAAAAAAAAAAUUUCUUGUAGGGGCUGGAGAGGUGGCUUAGUGAGCAAGGAUGCUUGCGACUCAAUAUGCAGACAUGAGUUUGGAUCUCUGGCAUGGCCAGUCCUUCCUCCCCACCCCCAGCACCGAAGGGAGGGGACACAGACAAGAGGGUUAUGAAGCUUGCUGCAGUCCAGCAUAGUUCUGGUUCAGAGAGAACCCUGUCUCAAUGAAAUAAGCUCUGUGUGCUUGCACAGCCACAUACACACAUGUGCAUAUAUAUAAUACAUACACAUAUUCAUACACAGGUGUUAUAAUUUGUAUAUAACCUUUGAAUUCUAGUAGGUAAUGUAUAAUAUCUAAGAAGAAACAACUUUAAAAACCUGUAGAAGCCACUAUGUAAUUGACCAUCUUGCCUGGGACCACAGGAAUAGAGGGCCUGGAGGACCUACAGAGCAGGUGACCUGUCCUGCCUUGCCUGGACGUGAGGGGCUGUGCCCCUUCUCCGCAGGCAGGAAGCAGCAGCAGGUCACCUGCCCUUCCUGUCCACCCAGAUGCUCUAUGGACAGGUAGCCCCGUGAAUAUGAAGAUGGUUUACAGCCCUCUCAGGGGCCUCCUGCCACUCAAGACAGUGUCCUGGGAAAGAAUUCUGGGGUGAGGGAUGUGAGCAGAGGGCAGCGCUCAGGAGUCUUCCCGGAGAGGGGAGACAGGGCAGAGGGGCGUUUUGCUCUGACUGUCCCUAUUGGGAGGAAGGAUGGAGGCAGCUGAGGAGGACGAGGAGGACGGUGGGCAGGUAGAAGGAAGAAAGAGAGCAAGCGAGUGAGCGAGAGGUCCCGGAUGGGGAGGAGGCACGGGAGAAGGAGCAGGAGGGCCCUGCUCCCAGGGUGGCAGGGGCUGCCGGUGGCAUGGUCUCCACCCUGAGCUGUCUGCUUCUCCAAGCUUUGCGUGAUCUCUGCCAUCACCUGCCGCCUCCCCCCAACCCUGGUCUUGUAGAAGGCCCUGGUCAGUUUCAGGACACCCCACAGGCCCUCUUCAGUCCCAAGAUAACAGGGUUGUUUAGUUGCUGUAAAUCUAGUGUGGCACCCUGGGCAUUGGCUGGAGGAUCCACCAAUCACAUCAAAGGUAGGAAGAGCUGCCCAGCCUUCCUUUCAGGACCGUCUUGAUGAGAUGGGGUGAAACAGCCCCCAAGACCUAGGAAAGAGCAAAGCCAGAACACUUCUUAGGGCCCUGCCUCACCGUGGGGCUUAUCUCCUAAGGACAAGCAGGCCUGGGAAGGCCUGGUCCACCAAGGGCCCUGCUUGGGCUGGGUCUGGAGGCCUGGUCUGGCCUUGCUCUGCUCCCCAAGUCUUCUAAGUGUCCUGCCCUGCAGAGAAGACCACACAGGAGAGAACAGGCCAAGGUGGCACUGAACCUCCUUCAGGAAGCUUGGGCUGGAACGACCUCCACUGCGUUUGCACAACUGUCUCUCGAGUACGGCCUGUGACCAGGGAGAGCACAGCGCCUACCUCUCACGGCCUCUAGCAGGAUCCUCCCCAGGAUCCCGCUCUAUUGCACCUUGCAACUAUAGGACCCCACCUCCUUGGGGACCCGCUUCCAUAGAGCUCCAGUCUUGUAGGGCCUUGCUCCCAUGGGGGUCUACCCCUAUAGGGUCCUGCUCUUAGAGAAUGGGACUCGGAAAAGCCCUGCUCCACGGUGCCUGCUCUCAUAAGAGCCCCGCUCGCUCCCACGUUGUCCUUCCCCCAGCUCCUCCCUCCCCUCUGCAGGGAAGGUCCCUUUGAAGUAGCCCCAGGCCUCCUUCCCUGGCCCUGGUGUCCUUAGGCUGCGCUGGUUUUAGCACAUGAGGGGCUAGGGAACUGCUUGGGGGCUAGAAGUCCAUUUCCAUGGGUAAGAAGCUGUGGACACCAGGGACAGUCACGCUCCCUGCCUAGAACACGUAGUUCUUUGGCGUGAAGGACAGACGGGGUGGACAUGGGCAAGUUUCUGACCCACUUGUGGGGACAUUUAGAGCAGGUGUUUGGAGUCACAAGACGGACCCAGCAGGCUUUCUUUUUCUUGGCUAGGACCCAAGAGACCCUGGCAGGUGUUUAGGAUGUAAGGAGGGUCAGCCCUGCCCCCUCCCACACCCACCUGCCAUACUUCCCAGGGAGGAGCAUUGGCCAGGUGGGCCAUGAAGGAACAGGUUUCUGAGCAAGCUUCACUAAUAGCCACUCCUCAGUCAGGCAUGUCCUUCUGGAGCCUGGUCGCUGCUGGGAUGGGCCCUUGGUGGGCUCUGUGGCUGAUCCUUACCCUUCCCCAAAUCCCGGAGGGCCAGGCUCCAGUCAAGCCUCAAGGCUUUUCCGAGCUGACGAGCUUCGAGAAUGACAAGUUUCAGGGAGAAUGGUUUGUCCUUGGAUUGGCGGGCAACGCCUACAAGAGAGAGCACCGGGACUUGCUGAAUCCCUACAUCACACUGUUUGAGCCAAAAGACAACAGUAAUUUUCAGGUGACCAACACCAUGACUCGGGGCAAGCGCUGUGACACUUGGUCCUAUACCCUGACCCCAGCAUCCAAGCCUGGGCAGUUCACCAUGGAAAACCAAGGAGCAGACAGAGAAGAUGUGCAGGUGAUCGAGACAGACUAUACCAAGUUCGCCCUGGUGCUGUCCCUCAGGACAACAAGCAGCCAGACCAUCACCAGGGUCAGCCUUCUGGGUAGAACCUGGAGGCUUCCUCAUAAGACGAUAGACAGGUUCAUCUGCCUGACCAGAGCCCAGAACCUCACCAAGAAUAACUUCAUCUUCCCUGAUGUGACCGACUGGCUACCUGAUCCAGACAUCUGCUGAAGAGCGAAUGGUUCCGGCCAGUACAGCCUCAGCCUGCCUCUACUCUCCACACAAAUAAACACACUGCCU